Molecule: messenger RNA, 432 nt
Organism: Metarhizium robertsii ARSEF 23
Lineage: Eukaryota; Fungi; Ascomycota; Sordariomycetes; Hypocreales; Clavicipitaceae
Product: pyridoxamine phosphate oxidase family protein
Exons: 1
Coding region: 1-432 (143 amino acids)
Source: RefSeq, a predicted model, not a curated record
AUGGUUCAUUUUUACGACUCUAUACCCGAAAGCCUGCAAAAAUGGGCUCUGGAACAGCCUCUCUUCUUCACCGCGACGGCGCCCUUGCACGGUCGGCACAUCAAUCUCUCGCCCAAAGGGCUCACCUCGGCAACAUUUCACAUCUUUGACGGAAACCACGUAGCCUACAUUGAUACCGCCGGAUCCGGGGUCGAAACAAUCUCCCACAUCUACGAGAAUGGACGGGUCACCAUCAUGUUCUGCAGUAUUGACAGCAAGCCACGAAUCAUGCGACUGUUCUGCACUGGCACAGUCGUCGAGAGAAAUGACUUCCGAUUUGCCAAACUUUUGGAUGAUAUGGGAAAGACACCCGUAGCAGGCACCAGAGCUGUGAUUCUGCUUCAAGUGCGAAAGGUGAGCAUACCCGAUUUCGAGCUUGGCAGACUCGGAUGA